AUGGAUACGCUACUAGCAAAUAUUGAUAGCGGGCCAGAACUUCUGGAACACAGCUCAGAGCUUCAAGACUGCUCGCGAAACCUCGGUUUGGAAGAGUUUGCGAGCUUUAGCAAAAUGUGCAGGCUUUACCACGAGCUACGGGAGACAGCGUACGGCGAGGAGAUGAACAAGCUGGCGGUGGCGUUCGCCAACGUGCUGCUGAAACAGCAGGGAUUUCGGGCGCAGGCCUUAGCGCAGAAUGCGGAACUGGCGGAGGACGUCCAGAUGAGGCUCGAGCGGGACUCUGUGAGCAGUGAGGGUUUCAAGGUGGAGUGGGAGGUACCGCUGUGGCGGGUGCUGUUCCUGCUGGCGCACGGGCACGCGGACGGGUCCCGCAGCUUCGAGGUGUUCAGCCGGGAUCUGGUGCCCAACAAGUUUCAACACCUGGCCGAGAAGCUCGCGGAAAACGAGCAGCAAAGCAGCAAACUGCCGUUGGUAUUCGAGGAGCUGGGGAAGUACUGGUACGCGUUGUGCUACAACUACGGGUCGUUCGUUGUCACGCACGGGGCGCACUUCUGGAGCUCGCUUGAGUCGUUCACCGCAUCGCUGCGCGCGAACGACGGCCGCCUGCUUGGCGACUACGCCAGCGCGCUGCUGCAGCUGUGCUCACCGCUACUUCUCUUCCCCGAGAACAACCUGCUGGCGACUUUCGACAUGGUGCUGAACCUCACACUGAUCCUCAAGCACGGUAUCAUUGCAUGGUCCGGAAAGGUCUCAGAGGAGCUGUACUCAUCGCCACAAGACUACAAGAUCCCUCAAAUACUGCAUGUGAUUUUCGUCUUCGUGGCCAAGUCGCCCCACGCCGUGCGCAAGCGCAUACAGCCAUGUUUUAGCGGCGAGGAAGGCUGCGGCGUGAACCUGCGCAAACAGGUUCUAGACCUGCAGUGCUCCAAAAUAACAUGCAGCGAGACGCGGGAAACUCUGGAUAGGAUCCUAUCCGCACUGGGGCUUACCGUGAGUGCCAAUGACGACGGCGAGCUCGAAGUAAUACACGUGGUUCAGUCCCAGCCGCCCAGCGCACGCGACUCCACUGAGACCGUGUACGACCAGCGCUACUCUCAGUCAUCUUCUCGACUAAGCGACUUAUCCAGCUCGGGCACAACUCUCCACAACUCGCUGGACGGCGAUUACGACGACUUAUGGUCUGAGGAGGAUAAAAUAGCCGAGGCCGAUCGCAUCAUGGCGGUCAUACGAAGGCUCGACGAGCUCGGUAUAAUCAAACCUAAAUUUCCUGGCCAGUAG
Lachancea thermotolerans CBS 6340 is the source of this 1281-nucleotide messenger RNA. Its product is annotated as KLTH0H09746p. NCBI's taxonomy places the organism in Eukaryota, Fungi, Ascomycota, Saccharomycetes, Saccharomycetales, Saccharomycetaceae. The record is from RefSeq and is a predicted model, not a curated record. The transcript has a single exon. The coding region runs from base 1 to 1281 and encodes 426 amino acids.